Messenger RNA from Oppia nitens, 1173 nucleotides. RefSeq names its product 39S ribosomal protein L19, mitochondrial-like (gene mRpL19). Lineage: Eukaryota; Metazoa; Arthropoda; Arachnida; Sarcoptiformes; Oppiidae. The transcript has 2 exons. The record is from RefSeq and is a predicted model, not a curated record. Gene Ontology annotation, cellular component: ribosome; mitochondrial large ribosomal subunit. Bases 109 to 1113 code for a protein of 334 amino acids. Gene Ontology annotation, biological process: translation. Gene Ontology annotation, molecular function: structural constituent of ribosome.
CAGUGCUGUUUGUUUGUGUCAAAGCAUGCCUUCAAUAGCAUAAUAAACAUAUGAUUAGUAAUUGAUUUUUUUUAUAAAAGUCUUCAUUCAGUGAUUAUCACCUCAAUUAUGGCCACUAUUAAAGUGUUUAGUGGUCUACUCAAGACAACAACUCAUCCAUGUCUUAAACCGCACUCCAUUUCAAUCUUCAGAAAUGAUUUCAACUUAAGAGACAAUUUAUGGCAACAGAUCCGCACUAUAAAAGCUCCGGGAAAGAGAAGAGGUCUCAAAUAUAUAGCGAUUCGGUCGACACCUAAAGAGUUGCCAUUGGAUCCCAAUGAGGUCAGUCAGAGGCCAUCUAAUGCACAAUCGGCAAUACCGACCGAUUUGGCUGAACUACGAUUCGCUUACCCGGAAUUCCUGCCCAAACCGGUGGUCGAUCACAGAGACAAACUCUGUGAACAAUUGAUGCGAAAAGAUCUGAUCCGACGGCGUAAUGUCAUUGAAAUCCCUGAGUUUUACGUGGGAUCUAUAUUAGCGGUCACUAUUAGCGACCCAUACGCACCGGGAAAGAUAUCUAAGUUUGUGGGUAUUUGUAUCGAAAGAGCCGGUCAGGGAACUGAUGCCAAUUUUACUUUACGUAAUCGAGCCGAUGGACAGGGAGUGGAGAUAAGAUAUGAUUUAUAUAAUCCGACUAUACGUGAGAUACAAGUACUUCGACUUGAGAAACGACUUGAUCCGCAUUUGUUAUAUUUGAGAGAUGCAUUGCCUGAAUAUAGUGAAGUACCAUUUGAUAUGACACCUGACCCGCCACUACCAUCGGGUACACCCGUUCCGUUAAAUGCAAUUAAAGUAGUAAUGAAAAAGCAUCCCUGGACUCGCAAGUGGGAGGCCGUAGACCUACAGGGCAUACAACAGUUAACAGAAUUGCCUGACUUUGAAUAUAUAAACAAAUGGCGCGUAAAGUCUGCUUACGCUAAGUAUGAUCUCAUGAAAGAGUAUAGAGAGACCAUUCCUGAAGAGGAACAGUUAGACAUAUUAAAGGAAAUUCAAGAACAUAAGGAUAAAGUAGCAGAGGUCAGGGCUAUCGAGAGGCGCAAGAAAUUGGUUCAACAGACCAGCAAAAAGUCAUAGAUUUUCAUUACAUUUGAUAGAAAGAUAAGUUUAGUUGAUUUAAAUUUAUAUUUAAUAAUC